Stylophora pistillata is the source of this 4003-nucleotide messenger RNA. Its product is annotated as importin-5. Lineage: Eukaryota; Metazoa; Cnidaria; Anthozoa; Scleractinia; Pocilloporidae. The record is from RefSeq and is a predicted model, not a curated record. Gene Ontology annotation, biological process: protein import into nucleus.
UGGGCAAUAUGGUGGCCGUAAUGGCGAACGAGCAGCAGCAGUUUGAAUCUCUGGUAACACAGCUGAUGUCUCCUGAUAAUAACAUCAGAAAUCAGGCAGAGACACAUUACGAAACCAUCAAUGAGCCCACUAAGAUUAAAUUCCUUAUUCAGAUGAUUAGGACAUCAGCCAUUGCAGAGGUACGUCAGAUGUCAGCUGUACUGUUACGAAGGAUUUUCUCAAGCUCAGUGGAUUUUUAUGAAAAACUUGAUCAAGCUUUUCAGCAAGAAAUGAAGAAUGAUUUGCUCAAGGCCAUAAAUGAGGAACAGGCACAAACAGUAAAGAAGAAGGUGUGUGAUGCUGUUGCUGAAUUAUCCAGAAGUCUUCUUGAUGAGGAAGGAUAUAAUCACUGGCAAGAACUUUUGAAGUUUCUGUUUGAAUGCUGCAACUCCCAGCAUCCAGAGCUUAAGGAAUGUGCUCUUCAUAUUUUUGUAUCUUUCCCUGGAAUAUUUGGAACGCAACAAGAACAUUACAUGCAGGUUAUCAAACAAAUGCUGUGGCAGUGCCUGCAGGAUCAAUCCAGCCAACAGGUUCGUUUUAUGUCAGCACGUGCUUCAGUUGCAUUUAUCACGGAUCAAGUGGAAGAAAUUAAACAGCGACAGUUUGUGGAUCUAGUCCCAGGAAUAGUACAGGCUGUGCGUGAGAGUGUUGUCGCAAGUGUGGAUGACUCAGUGCUAAAAUGUUUAAUUGAUUUAGCAGACACUUGUCCUAAGCUACUUAGGACAAACUUGGAGUCCAUUUUAGAUUUGAUGUUGGAGAUUGUUCGCAAUGCAAAUCUUCUUGAAAGUUGGAGACAUCUGUCCUUGGAGUGUGUAGUCACUUUGGCAGAGACAGCACCAGCAAUGCUCAGGAAAUGCCAGAAGCAUAUUCCAAUCAUAGUUCCAGAGAUGUUGGCAAUGAUGGUUGAUCUAGAAGACGACCCAGAAUGGAGUGUGUCUGAUGAACUUGAGGACGAUGACUCUGAAAGUAACUCUGUAGCAGGAGAGAGUUCUCUUGAUCGACUGGCAUGUGGAUUGGGUGGAAAAACAGUUUUACCGCACAUCAUUGUCACAGUGCCACAGAUGUUGCAGAAUCCUGACUGGAGGUAUCGCCAUGCAGGUCUAAUGGCAAUCUCUGCAGUUGGUGAAGGUUGCUAUAAACAGAUGGAGACUCUACUCCAAGAUAUUGUGAACACUGUUUUACCUUUCUUGGGUGACGCUCAUCCACGGGUGAGGUAUGCAGCCUGUAAUGCGGUGGGGCAGCUUUCUACUGACUUUGCUCCUGGGUUUCAAAAGAAAUUCCACACAAGAGUGAUCCCAGGCCUUUUAGUUGUUUUGGACGAUACUGCCAACCCUCGCGUCCAGGCCCACGCUGCGGCUGCGCUGGUUAAUUUCUCUGACGACUGCCCCAAAAGCAUUCUAGCGUCUUAUCUUGAUGACAUCUUGGCAAAACUUGAAGCUGUAUUGGCUUCAAAGCUAAGGGAGCUGCUUGAACGGGGUGGAAAACUAGUUCUCGAGCAGGUUGUGACCACCAUAGCCACCGUUGCGGACACCGCCGAAGAAAAAUUCCUUCAUUAUUAUGAUCGCUUCAUGCCAAACCUCAAGUACAUCAUGCAGAAUGCUCUGUCAUCUGAUUACCGCAUGCUGCGGGGGAAAACAAUCGAAUGCAUCAGCUUGAUUGGUUUGGCUGUUGGGAAGGAAAAGUUCUUGCCUGAUGCUAACGAUGUGAUGCAGUUGUUGCUCAAAACUCAAACUGAGAUGGAAGAACUAGAGGCAGACGAUCCUCAGAUUUCCUACAUGAUUUCUGCUUGGGCCAGGAUGUGCAAGAUUUUUGGGACAGAAUUCACUCAAUACCUUCCUCUGGUGAUGCCCUCUGUGAUGAAGGCCGCGUCAAUCAAGCCAGAAGUGGCAGUCAUCGAUGCUGAUGAUCCGAAGAGCGGCCAGUAUUCCGAAGACGAAGGAUGGCAGUUUAUUACCCUUGGAGAUCAGCAAAAGUUCGGUAUCAAGACCGCUGGCCUGGAAGACAAGAGUACCGCUUGUCAGAUGUUGGUCUGUUAUGCUAGAGAACUCAAAGAAGGAUUUGCUCCUUACACAGAGCAAGUCGUCAAGCUCAUGGUCCCUCUCUUGAAAUUUUACUUCCACGACCUUGUGCGGACGGCCGCAGCAGAAUCGUUACCGUUUCUUUUGGAGUGCGCCAAGAUCAAAGGGGACGGUUACCUUCGUCAGAUGUGGGCCUAUAUCUGCCCAGAAGUGCUGAAGGCCAUGAGUGCCGAACCGGAACCGGAAGUUCAGAUUUUGAUCAUGGAUGCUCUGGCGCGGUGUAUAGAGGCGUUAGGCGUAGGGUGUAUGACCGCUGACUAUUUCAAAGAGCUGGGAAAUAUACUUCACGAUAUUAUUAACACUCAUAAAAACAGACAGAUCGAAAGACAGCAAAGAAGAAAAGAAGAAGAUUACGACGAAGAGGUUGAGGAAGAUUUGCAAGACGAGCACGAGACUGAUGUACACAUCUUAAGCAAGGUUUCUGAUAUAAUGCAUGCUUUGUUUGGCACGCACAAAGACGGUGCUUUGCCUUUCUUUGAGCAGCUUUUGCCGGAUUUUCACUCCUUGCUGUCUCCAGAGGGAUCCGCCCAAGACAAGCAGUGGUCACUGUGUAUAUUCGAUGACGUCAUAGAACAUACGGGGUCUGCGUCGUUCAAGUACCAACAAUACUUUUUGCGGCCGAUGAUGAAUUAUGUGUUGGACAGAAAUGCUGAUGUGAGACAGGCUGCGUGUUAUGGAUGCGGCGUGAUGGCUCAAUAUGGUGGAGAGGAAUAUAUCACAGCCUGUGCAGACGUUGUACCACUGCUCUUUCAAGUCAUUAACGGGCCGGAAUCCAGAAGUCGAGAGAACGUGAAUGCCACCGAGAACGCCAUUUCUGCUGUGGCAAAAAUAUGUAAAUACAAUCGUGGAAAUAUCGCGCUAAAUGAAGUGAUCCCGGCGCUCAUCGCGGCACUGCCGAUCACAGAAGACAAAGAAGAAGCACCACAUGUGUAUGGAUACCUUUGUGAUUUGAUCGAAAAAAAUAAUCCUCUUGUUCUGGGCACAAAUAACAGUAACUUACCUCGGAUACUCCAAAUUUUUGGCGAACUGUUCAUCAAUGAUGUUCUUAGCGACGACGAGGCGGCCCGGAAAAGAGUUCUAGUUAUCAUACGACAAAUACAGAGCGCCGCUGACAUGUGGACGGCAUGCGCCGGACAACUCAGUGAGCUUCAACAAGAAGCUUUGAAACAAGCUCUUGAGGCAGAAAGCUGAUUCACCUGCGUGCGUGCUAGUUACCCAAACAUACAGAACCUCGCAAAAUCCGCGACAAAACGCGUCCCUUCGGCGGAGUUUUCUUGAACUCUUCUGCAUGAAUUCCGCCCACAUUCUGUUGACACUCUUGUCAUGAACACUGGAAGAUUUUGAUUUUUCUAUCGAGUGAAACAAAAAAUUGGAACCGAGCAGGAUUUCAAACAAAAGCGGCAUGACUACCAUUAGUAGUAAAUUGACGUUGAACCAUGGACGUUUUAAUCGGGAGGACUACAGGAACACACGGAUUGAAUUAGAGAAGUGAAAACGGCAAACAGGUCUGAAUGACAAGAAGUGAAGAGAAAAAUUAUGGAGUUGAAGCUAAUGGCAACAGAUGAACAGACGAGUGUGACGUAAUGAUUAUUAUAGGUGAAGCAAUGUUAAGUCUCCUAACCGUAGAAUGAUAUUCCUAUCUCAUGAAAUCAUUUAAGCACAAGAUUGAGAGAGAGAUUCUUCUUAUUGUGUCUCUACUUACGUUUCUUUUUAUGCUGGGAGAAUUUGCCGGUACGUCAGGAUCUUAACUAUUAGCGGAUUAUUUUUAUUUAUCACCGCUCGUGUCACUAACGUAAGGAGAUUUACAAUGUACAACACUCUUGGAGCUUGAAAUGAUAAAAUAAGAAAUUCACUGAAUUAAAAAUGAAAAAAAGAAAAAAUUUUGC